AUGGUUGGCUUCAACUUCAUGAAAAUCAAACAUUUCCUGUUUCCAAAUCCCCCCGUCCUCUUUUAUCUCUUAAUGCUCUCCAAUCUCUUCUCACUUGUAUUCCCUUUUACAAGUACCACAUCCUUCAACUUCUCCAGUUUCAAUGCUCAAGGUCCAAACAUAUCAUAUGAGAGAGCCUACACCGAAAGUGGAUGUAUCCAACUCACCGGUGAUAACAAGGUUGCCGUGGGUCAAGCUAAAUAUUCCAGUCCCAUGCAUCUAUGGGAUAAGGCCUCAACAAACCUCGCAGAUUUCACAACCCAUUUUUCUUUCAUCAUCAAUGCCAAAGGUAGAACUGAAUAUGGAGAUGGGCUUGCGUUCUUCCUAGUACCUGUUGCUUCACGUCUCAAUGAAACAUUUAGUGGUGAGGGCCUGGGUCUUACUUCCGCUGACCAGGCACUAAACUGGAGGAACAAUGAUUUUGUCGCAGUGGAGUUUGAUACCUAUAGUAAUAUUCCAUAUGAUCCGCCGGGCAAACAUGUUGGUAUUGACAUCAAGUCCAUGGGAUCUGUUGCUCAUGCGCCGUGGAAUAGUAAUAUCUCGAUUAGAGAAGGGAGAAAAAAUGAAGCUUGGAUUAGUUAUAAUUCUACCACUCAUAAUUUAAGUGUUGUCUUUACUGGUCUAGAUCAAAACAAUGUUACUGUGAGGCAGUUCCUUUCUUUUAAUGUUGACUUGAGAGUACACCUACCUGAAAAAGCCACUAUUGGAUUCUCAGCCUCAACAGGAUGGGUUGCUGAACUGCAUACCAUAUGCUCGUGGGAUUUCAGUUCCAGUUUGCAAAUUGAUGAUACCAAAACUAACCCAGGUGUUCCAUCUCCAAGCCCCAUUCAAACCCCCAAACCGAGGGAAAACAAUAAGUUAGGAUUAGCCGUGGGUUUGGGUGCUGGUGGAUUGUUUUUGUUUGCUGUGUUGGCUUUGGUUCUGUUGGUCUUGUGGAAGAGUAGGAGGGAUAAAGAAGAUGAUCGUGCCUUUGUUAAGUACAUGGACGGCGAAUUCCAAGAGGGAACAGGGCCAAAAAGGUUCUCAUUCAAGGAAUUAGCUCGUGCCACGAAUAAUUUUAGGGAUGAAAACAAGCUGGGCCAGGGAGGAUUUGGUGGUGUUUAUAAAGGAUUUUUAAGAGACUCAAAUAUCUUCGUUGCUAUUAAGAGGGUAUCAAAAGGAUCUAAACAGGGGAUAAAGGAGUAUGCUACAGAAGUAAAAAUCAUCAGUCGAUUGAGACAUAGGAAUUUGGUGCAACUCAUUGGUUGGUGCCACGAAAGAAAAGAACUCCUACUUGUUUAUGAGUUCAUGCCGAAUGGAAGCUUAGAUUCUCAUCUUUUUAAAGAAGAAAGCUUGUUGAUCUGGGAAGCAAGGUACAAAAUAGCUCAAGGCUUGGCAUCUUCCUUGCUUUACCUGCACGAAGGAUGGGAACAAUGUGUGGUGCAUAGGGACAUAAAAUCUAGCAACAUUAUGCUUGAUUCAAACUUCAAUGCUAAACUUGGGGAUUUUGGCCUAGCUAGGCUUGUCGACCAUGCCAAAGGGUCACAAACUACUGUUUUGGCUGGCACCUUUGGUUACCUGGCUCCUGAAUGUUUCAUCACUGGCAAGGCGAGUAAGGAAUCAGAUGUGUAUGGUUUUGGAAUUGUAGCUCUGGAAAUAGCUUGUGGAAGGAAACCAAGCAACCCUGGGGCCCCUGAAGAUCAAGUUGUCUUGGUGGAGUGGGUUUGGGAGCUUUAUGGAAAAGGAGAGGUGCUUGGAGUAGCUGACCCAAGGUUGGGUGGAGACUUUGAUCGGGAGCAAAUGGAGCGCUUGAUCGUUGUUGGGAUGUGGUGUGCUCACCCUGAUCGCAACCUUAGGCCUUCAAUUAGGCAAGCAAUUCAUGUUUUCAACUUUGAAGCUCCAUUGCCAGUUCUCCCUUCAAGUAUUCCCGAGCCAUCAUAUCUUCCUCCAAUAGUGAAUAGAUCUUCAAGGCCACUUUUGAAGUCCGAUGUUGCUACAAGUUCUGAGAGCGGAGAAACUCGAUAUUCAAUAUAUAGUCAGAAUGCUAAUUCCUCAUAGUUCACCUCAUCUUUUAUUGCAGAAUCAUCACUUCUGCAUUCGUGCUAAGUUGGUUAGAGGAGUUGAUAAUAGACUAUUUGGCAGCAUGUCUCUCGAUCUUCUUUCUCUUGAAGUUGCUAUUUGGUGGGAGAUAUACUGAUGGAAGAUCAUGCUACUGAUUUUGUAGCUCAUUUCUUGUAUUUUGUGUUUUGUAAUGUAAUGUAUAAAAACUAAAUAAUGUAAUAUGGUAUUGGAUUGCAUUGUGUGUUGUAUGCAUUUUAAGUAAUGAAUAUUGAAGAUU
This is a messenger RNA of Carya illinoinensis, 2356 nucleotides long. Its product is annotated as L-type lectin-domain containing receptor kinase IX.1-like. NCBI's taxonomy places the organism in Eukaryota, Viridiplantae, Streptophyta, Magnoliopsida, Fagales, Juglandaceae. Gene Ontology annotation, molecular function: ATP binding; protein kinase activity; carbohydrate binding. Gene Ontology annotation, cellular component: plasma membrane. Gene Ontology annotation, biological process: protein phosphorylation. The transcript has 2 exons. The record is from RefSeq and is a predicted model, not a curated record. Bases 1 to 2076 code for a protein of 691 amino acids.